AUGGCCAAGACACAGACCCUGAACGUAGCGAAGAACUCGCAGACCGCCUCGGUGGCGAAAUUGGUCGCGGACUCGCCGACCUUGUCGCACUUGCAGCGCUAUGGCGCCGCAGACGCGCUCGGGCGGUGGCUGCCCUGGACACUGGUGUCCACGGUCGCGACGCUGGUGGUGGCGGUGCUCGCGACGGCGAAGCAGUACCUGGUGGACGCGCCCGGGACGCCGGCGGCGGUGAAGGGGGCGUGGGUGCGGCUGUUGGCGGGCGCGCAGGCGCUCGACGCGGCGGUCAGCACGCUGGUGCUGCGCGACGGCGUGGACGCGUUCCGCGAGCAGUACGUGCAGCACGGCACGGUCGGGCUGUGGGCGGCGUACUUCGCGCUGGAUUUCACGGCGAACGUGUCGAACUACGUGCUUCGCGGGCUGGUGCGGCCGCUGCGCGUGGCCUACGAGCCGCGGCGCGAGGAGGCGACGACGCCCGCGAGCUCCGCGGGCAGCGACAUGCCGCACCUGCGCGAACUGACCAACACGACCAACGCGCUGCGCCGCGACAUCUCGAGCAAGUACAUUGAGCCCACGCGCAGCAUGAUUGAGUCCUACCUGGAGCCGACCCGCACCAAGAUAGAGGCCGAGUACAUCCACCCCAUCAACGAGCGCGUGGAGUCCACCAAGACCCUCCUCAACAGCACGUACGACGCCGCCUACGAGACCGUGUCUCGCACCUACGAGGGCAACCUGAGCUCGCACGAGAGCGUGUCGCGCGCGCUCGUGUCCACCGGCGUGGACCUCGGCUCUAAGACCCUGGAGAAAAUUAGAGCCGUCACCCGCAGUGCGGACGGACAGCCCACCGAGACUGUCAACGGUGCCGGUACCAACGGGACCCACAAGACGAACGGUGUCGCCCACGGGGCGAACGGCAUCCACCGCGCCGGCAUCAAGGCCCACGCCAACGGCAACGGCAAGGCCGCUGCCGGCGACGAGAACGCCGCCUAA
Molecule: messenger RNA, 987 nt
Organism: Eremothecium gossypii ATCC 10895
Lineage: Eukaryota; Fungi; Ascomycota; Saccharomycetes; Saccharomycetales; Saccharomycetaceae
Gene: PLN1
Product: Pln1p
Exons: 1
Coding region: 1-987 (328 amino acids)
Source: RefSeq, marked provisional